This is a messenger RNA of Pteropus alecto (black flying fox), 2504 nucleotides long. RefSeq names its product protein O-fucosyltransferase 2 (gene POFUT2). The transcript is spliced from 11 exons. Gene Ontology annotation, biological process: protein O-linked glycosylation via fucose. Gene Ontology annotation, molecular function: peptide-O-fucosyltransferase activity. The record is from RefSeq and is a predicted model, not a curated record. NCBI's taxonomy places the organism in Eukaryota, Metazoa, Chordata, Mammalia, Chiroptera, Pteropodidae. Bases 1 to 1488 code for a protein of 495 amino acids.
AUGACCUGCCUGGCACGGUGUGGCCAUCAGGACACUGCCUGUCACACUCUCACUGCGGACCCCUGGGACCUCCCGGAGCAGCCUUCCUACAGUUCCUGGCCAAAGCGGGUGAGGGUCCCGUUGCUCCUCUUUGUGGGGCUGGGCCCCGCGGUGUUCGUGGGCCCAGAUCUCGCCCACAUAAACAGCAGCCCUUUGGGGUCCUCAGUGACUGUCACAAGUGUAAAGUGGGCUUUGGACCAAAAAGUUCCCGAACUGCGGGGAGGACCAAGUCUCAGGUCCAGUCCCGAGACUGCUGGGCUCGGUGUGAAUCACCGCUGGUUGUUAAGCAGGUAUCUUCUGUACGAUGUCAAUCCCCCCGAGGGCUUCAACCUCCGCAGGGACGUCUACAUCCGCAUGGCCUCCCUGCUGAAGACGCUGCUGAAGACGGAGGAGUGGGUGCUGGUGCUGCCCCCGUGGGGCCGCCUCUACCACUGGCAGAGCCCCGACAUUCACCAGGUCCGGAUCCCCUGGGCCGACUUCUUUGAUCUCCCGAGUCUCAACAGAAACAUCCCCGUCAUCGAGUACGAGCAGUUCAUUGCAGAGUCCGGCGGGCCCUUCAUCGACCAGGUGUACGUGCUGCAGAGCUACGCGGAGGGCUGGAGGCCGGGCACGUGGGAGGAGAAGGUCGACGCGCGGCCCUGCAUCGACCCGCUGCUGUACACGCAGGACAAGCACGAGUACUACAGAGGAUGGUUUUGGGGCUACGAAGAAACACGGGGUUUAAACGUUUCCUGUCUGUCUGUUCAAGGAUCGGCUUCUAUCAUCGCGCCUGUGCUUCUGAGAAACACGUCAGCACGGUCCGUGAUGCUGGACAGAGCCGAGAACCUGCUGCACGACCACUACGGGGGCAAGGAGUACUGGGACACCCGGCGGAGCAUGGUGUUUGCCAGGCACCUGCGGGCUGUGGGCGACCGCUUCAGAAGCCGGUACCUCAACUCCACCGACGAGGCUGACGGGACCCCCUUCCAGGAGGACUGGACCAAGAUGCAGGUCAAGCUGGGCUCCUCGCGGGGCGGCCCGUACUUGGGGGUCCACCUGAGGAGGAAAGACUUCAUCUGGGGGCACAGGGAGGACGUGCCCAGCCUGGAGGGAGCCGUGCGGAAGAUCCGCAGCCUCAUGGAGCAGCACGGGCUACAGCAGGUGUUCGUGGCCACCGACGCCGCGCCAGCGGAGCACGAGUUGCUCCGGCGGCUGCUGCCCGAGAUGGUGAGGUUCGAGCCCACGUGGGGUGAGCUGGAGCUGUACAAGGACGGCGGCGUGGCCAUCAUCGACCAGUGGGUCUGCGCCCAUGCCAGGUUCUUCAUCGGCACGUCCGUCUCCACGUUUUCCUUUCGGAUCCACGAGGAGAGGGAGAUUCUGGGUUUGGACCCCCGGACGACGUACAACCGCUUCUGUGGGGACCAGGAGGCGGCGUGCGAGCAGCCCACUCACUGGAAGGUCGCGUACUGAGCCGGACCCGUCCCCGCGCGGUUGGCUCGCGGGUGUCCCUCUGAUGACGUGUGUCGCCGUGGGGGCCCCCCCACCGCUGGCUGCGCGACCGUCACGUCUCGAGAUCUCAGGCCCAGAGGAAGCCACACACGCAGGCGCGGCCCGCGGACCCGUGAGCCCCGCCACGCCCGGCGCUGAACCCGUGCCUGGCAUCUCCAGCUGCCUGUGAGGGGACCGCCGGGCACUGCCUGCGCCUCCACCAGGGUCUCAGGCCACGUCUCAGCCCUCAGUGGCCAGUGCGGCCAUGGAGGCCGCAGCCUGAGCCCCUUGGCGCAGUCUGGAGGGCGGCGAUGCCCCCGGGCUCGGCAUGGUGGAGUCUGUCGGUCGUCAUGGCCCCGCGGUGGCUUCGCCUGCGUGUGGCCUCGUGUGACUGGAGGAAAGGUGGACACCUGGCAGAGCCGGGACUGAGGCCCUGGGGGCCUGUGAAGCCGCCUUCUGUCUUCUCUCGGGUCCGAGUGCCAGGAAGCUCCACGGCGGGUCUUGAGUGAUCUGUCCUGUCGCGGGAGAAACUCUCGUGGCCGUGGGCGGCUAACGGGUGGCCCCACCAUUGUCCGGGUGGCUGCCUCUGUGUCGGUCCGCAGCGAGCUGGGGAGUGGCCUGGGGGGCUGCUGUCCGGGCUGUGGGCACAGCUGUCUCCUGGGACGCUCCUCCGGGCCUUCAGCACUGCCACCACCGGGGCAUCCCUGGGCAUGCAGGGCGGCCGUGGCGUGUGGUCACAGGGCGCCACCCCGUCUCCUCUGACCAGGAACCCUGACCUCAGGGACGCCCCAGUGGCCAUGGGCACGGGGGGCCUUCUGCUGGGCCCGGCAGUCGGGUCUGAAGCCUCGGGCUCUGCCUCCUCCUCAGCUUCGAAGUCAAUCCUGAGCACGCACUGGGGCCCUGUGGUGUCACAGCUGGGUAUAGUGACAUGGGAUAUUUAUUCUGUCCCCAUUUGUACAAUCAAAUAUUAGUAAAGUAAGUUUUCUAGAAAGCCAGAA